Molecule: messenger RNA, 561 nt
Organism: Brassica oleracea var. oleracea
Lineage: Eukaryota; Viridiplantae; Streptophyta; Magnoliopsida; Brassicales; Brassicaceae
Product: post-GPI attachment to proteins factor 3-like
Exons: 4
Coding region: 1-561 (186 amino acids)
Biological process (GO): GPI anchor biosynthetic process
Cellular component (GO): endoplasmic reticulum membrane
Molecular function (GO): hydrolase activity, acting on ester bonds
Source: RefSeq, a predicted model, not a curated record
AUGGAGAAUACCAUGGAAACGGAUAUGGUAGCCAUGAUGAGAAGAGCUCAUGGUCAUUGUCAGGACCCUGCUUCUGUUACUUUCUCUGUGCUAAGCCUAGCGAUGCAUUUCCAUGGCUGGCUCUCCUUCUUCAUUACACUAUACUAUAAAUUUCCUCUCAAACAAGAUAGGACGGUUUUCCACACUCGGGAAUCAUCUACACAUUACUUUUACCAUCCACAAUCUUCUGGUGAUCUGUCUCUAUGGUUUCUCAGGGAUGUUGACAUCAUAAAGAGGUUAGACUACUCAUCUGCAAUAGCCGUUCUCGGAUUCUCACUCAUCAUAUCCAUCCUAAGAACCUUUGAUGUUCGGGUGGAGGCUGCAAGAGUCAUGGUAUCCGCUCCAGUACUAGCUUUAGUCACCACCCACGUACUGUACAUUAACUUCUACAAACUUGACUAUGGUUGGAACAUCAUUGCGUGUGUGGCCAUGGGAGUCGCUCAGCUUUUCCUAUGGGCAAGAUGGGCAGCUGUUUCUAGGCAUCCUUCUAUUUGGAAACUGUGGGUGGUUGUGAUAGCUUAA